Messenger RNA from Mustela erminea (ermine), 4186 nucleotides. It is a transcript of the gene DIAPH2, whose product is annotated as diaphanous related formin 2. Lineage: Eukaryota; Metazoa; Chordata; Mammalia; Carnivora; Mustelidae. Gene Ontology annotation, cellular component: cytoplasm; actin filament. The coding region runs from base 284 to 3598 and encodes 1104 amino acids. Gene Ontology annotation, molecular function: microtubule binding; small GTPase binding; actin binding. The transcript has 27 exons. The record is from RefSeq and is a predicted model, not a curated record. Gene Ontology annotation, biological process: actin filament polymerization; actin cytoskeleton organization.
CUCCACCCUAAACACCGCCCUAAGGGCGGCGGCGCCGGCGACCGCGGUAACUGCAGCUGCUCAGGGGCAGGGCUUGCCCUGGCGCCGAGUAGUGGCAACGGCGUGUUGCGUCGAGGGUGCCUGGGAGCCGGGAGUCUGAAAUCAGCCGCUUUCCAGGCAUACACAUUCUCACACAGGAAGAGGUGAUACCGAAUCAGCUGGGGGCAGCGGGACCACCCAGUGGGGCUUCCCCAAGUUGAGGAGAGGUCGGGUUACAGGUCACAGGUGAUAGGGCCGGAGAAAGAUGGAGCAGCCCGGGGCGGCGGCAACGGGAGCGGGAGGCGGCAGCGAGGAACCCGGUGGGGGCCGGAGCAACAAGCGGAGCGCGGGGAACCGGGCCGCCAACGAAGAGGAAACGAAAAACAAACCUAAAUUGAACAUUCAAAUAAAAACUUUGGCAGAUGAUGUGCGUGACCGGAUUACAAGUUUUAGAAAAUCUACUGUCAAAAAAGAAAAACCUCUUAUUCAACAUCCUAUUGAUUCUCAAGUUACUAUGAGUGAGUUUCCAGCAGCUCAGCCAUUGUAUGAUGAACGAUCUUUGAAUUUGUCAGAAAAGGAAGUACUGGAUCUCUUUGAAAAAAUGAUGGAAGACAUGAACCUUAAUGAAGACCGUAAAGCUCCUUUACGAAACAAAGAUUUUACCACCAAGCGUGAGAUGGUUGUCCAGUACAUAUCUGCUACUGCCAAAUCUGGCGGGCUGAAAAACAGCAAACAUGAAUGUACCUUGUCUUCACAAGAAUAUGUUCAUGAAUUACGAUCUGGUAUUUCAGAUGAGAAACUUCUUAACUGCCUUGAAUCUCUGAGGGUUUCUUUAACCAGCAAUCCUGUCAGCUGGGUUAACAACUUUGGCCAUGAAGGUCUUGGACUCUUAUUGGAUGUUCUGGAAAAGCUUCUGGACAAGAAACAGCAAGAAAAUAUAGACAAGAAGAAUCAGUAUAAACUUAUUCAGUGCCUCAAAGCAUUUAUGAAUAAUAAGUUUGGACUGCAAAGAAUUCUAGGAGAUGAAAGGAGUCUUUUGCUUUUGGCAAGAGCAAUUGAUCCCAAACAACCCAACAUGAUGACUGAAAUAGUAAAAAUACUUUCUGCUAUUUGCAUUGUUGGAGAGGAGAACAUUCUAGAUAAACUUCUAGGGGCUAUAACUACAGCAGCAGAAAGAAAUAAUAGGGAACGAUUUUCACCAAUUGUGGAAGGAUUAGAAAAUCAUGAAGCUUUGCAAUUACAGGUGGCCUGCAUGCAGUUUAUAAAUGCCCUUGUCACUUCACCUUACGAGCUUGAUUUUAGAAUACAUUUAAGGAAUGAAUUCCUACGUUCAGGACUAAAAACAAUGUUACCUGAUCUAAAGGAAAAAGAGAAUGAUGAGCUUGAUAUUCAGUUGAAAGUAUUUGAUGAGAACAAAGAAGAUGACCUAAAUGAAUUAUCACACCGUCUCAAUGAUAUUCGAGCAGAAAUGGAUGAUAUGAAUGAAGUGUAUCAUCUUCUAUAUAACAUGUUGAAGGACACUGCUGCUGAAAAUUACUUAUUAUCCAUUCUACAACAUUUUUUGCUCAUCAGAAAUGAUUAUUAUAUCAGGCCACAGUAUUACAAAAUAAUUGAGGAGUGCGUUUCACAAAUAGUGCUGCACUGCAGUGGUAUGGACCCAGAUUUCAAGUAUAGGCAAAGAUUAGAUGUUGAUUUCACACAUCUGAUAGAUUCUUGUGUGAACAAGGCAAAAGUUGAAGAAAGUGAACAAAAAGCAGUGGAAUUUUCAAAGAAGUUUGAUGAAGAAUUUACAGCUCGACAGGAAGCUCAAGCUGAGCUUCAAAGAAGAGAAGAAAAAAUUAAAGAGCUUGAAACAGAAAUCCAGCAACUUCGAACCCAGGGAUAUGGACUCUCAGGUUCAUCAGGAAUUCCAGGCCCUCCUCCAGCACCUCUCUUGCCUGGUGGUGGGUCAUCCCCACCACCACCACCACCACCACCUCCACCAGCACCACCUCUACCUGGAGGAGCUCUCCCUCCUCCUCCACCUCCUUUACCUGGAAUGAUUGGCAUACCACCACCACCACCUUUGUUUGGGGGACCUCCUCCACCAUUUCCCCUUGGAGGAGGAAUUCCUCCUUUCCCAGAAGUACCUCUUGAUCUGCCUUAUGGGAUGAAGCAGAAAAAAUUAUAUAAACCUGAGGUGCCUAUGAAGAGAAUCAAUUGGUCAAAGAUUGAACCGAAAGAACUAUCUGAGAACUGUUUCUGGUUAAAAGUUAAGGAGGACAAAUUUGAAAAUCCAGAUCUCUUUGCAAAAUUGGCACUGAAUUUUGCUACCCAGAUGAAAGUUCAAAAGAAUAUAGAAGCUUCAGAAGAAAAGAAGGUCCUUCCUGCAAAGAAGAAAGUGAAAGAAUUGAGAAUUUUGGAUCCCAAAACAGCCCAGAAUCUGUCUAUUUUCCUAGGAUCAUAUCGUAUGCCAUAUGAAGAUAUAAAAAAUAUUAUUCUGGAGGUUAAUGAAGACAUGCUGAAUGAAGCCUUAAUUCAGAACCUUGUAAAACAUCUUCCAGAGCAGAAAGUACUCAGUGAAUUAGCACAGCUGAGGAAUGAAUAUCAUGACCUCUGUGAGCCCGAGCAAUUUGGAGUUGUGAUGAGCUCAGUGAAAAUGUUGCAACCUCGUCUCGAAAACAUUCUUUUCAAGCUCACGUUUGAAGAGCAUGUAAACAACAUCAAACCAAGCAUCAUAGCAGUAACUCUUGCCUGUGAAGAGCUGAAGAAAAGUGAAAGCUUUAACAGACUUUUAGAGUUAGUUCUUUUGGUUGGAAAUUACAUGAACUCAGGCUCAAGAAAUGCCCAGUCUUUGGGUUUUAAAAUCAACUUCCUUUGUAAGAUCAGAGAUACUAAGUCAGCAGAUCAAAAAACAACCCUCUUGCAUUUUAUUGCUGAAAUUUGUGAGGAAAAAUACCGGGAUAUCCUGAAGUUUCCUGACGAACUGGAACAUGUAGAAAGUGCAAGCAAAGUUUCAGCUCAAAUUCUCAAGAGCAACCUUACAGCAAUGGAACAACAAAUUAUUAAUCUGGAACGUGACAUCAAGAAAUUCCCCGAAACAGAAGAUCAACAUGAUAAGUUUGUGGAGAAGAUGACAAGCUUUACAAAGAGUGCCAGAGACCAGUAUGAAAAACUGUUCACCAUGCACAAUAACAUGCUAAAGCUCUAUGAGAAUCUUGGAGAAUACUUUAUUUUUGACUCUAAGACAGUGAGCAUCGAAGAGUUCUUUGGUGAUCUAAGCAACUUCCGAACUUUGUUUCUGGAAGCAGUGAAAGAAAACAACAAGAGAAAAGAAAUGGAAGAGAAGACAAGGAGGGCAAAGCUUGCAAAAGAGAAAGCUGAACAAGAAAAGUUAGAACGCCAGAAGAAAAAGAAACAACUCAUUGAUAUAAACAAAGAGGGUGAUGAGACUGGUGUGAUGGAUAAUCUUCUAGAAGCCCUACAAUCAGGCGCAGCGUUCCGAGACCGCAGAAAGCGAAUUCCAAGGAAUCCAGAUAACAGACGAGUACCUUUGGAAAGGUCACGCUCUCGCCACAAUGGAGCUGUCUCAUCUAAGUGAAUCCUGAUGCCAAAGAAUAUGAAAAUAUUUAAGUAAACAAAAUUCAUACAUUUUGAGAAAAACAAAAUAUCCACUCAAGGGAUAGAGAAUAAAUUAAUGCAUUAAUUCAAUGAUCAAGCUAAACUGGGUGAAAUAGCAUGUAUUUGUAUUUGUAAAGCUAUUGCAAGAUGCCUCUCACAAUUAUACUAAUACAAACACAGUUACAAGGAUUAUAAAACAUGUUCCAUUUUAGUGUAAAGAUGUGUAUUAUUUGUUACUGUGUGUGACCUGAUGAUAAUGAUGAAAUGUAUAUGAAAUUCAAAAACAUUCAGUCUGUCAAAUAAUUACAAUGUUAAUCAAAUUUGCAGGUCACCCCCCCAAAAAAAAAGUAAUAGAAAGAAUUAUUCAAUAUCUGCUUCUGAUUCCUGUGACAUAGAAAAAGAAAAGGCCAAUGAAAAUGUGUGUAUUAAUGAUUUGGAGAGGUACUCUGUAAGACAAGCCAUUUUGGAAGCUAAAAAAAAGUACUGCUUCAACCCUAUGAAUUUAUUUAGAAUCUUACUCAAGUGAAAGCUGAUGAAUUCGUCUGCUUUGGCUGAAAUUAAACUUAUC